UUGAGCGCGCUCGCUAUUCAAGUCAUGGACGGCAGCGAGCUGGGGGACCAUUAGGAGCCGCUGGCAAAAAGCCGCUUUAUUUGCAACACACGGACGUUGCAGCCUAAACAGCGCGGACUGGACCCACGCUGCCUGACAAGCGGAAUUAUCACCGAUGUGAUCAAUAAACCGAACGGCUUUGACAGGGGGAAUGAAAAAUCUCACCCCGUACAAUCUUCCCCAUUUUACUUGACAGAAACGCUGUGUGCCAUAUGCUCUGCGAAUUUCAGAGCAGCCUAUGGCAAGCCAUUUAUCCUGAUGCGGAGCGUCUGAUGGUUGCAGUGGGACGGAUAUCCUCAAUUUUAUCCAAUAGGCAUUCUAAGGUUUUUCUGUGUUGGACGCUUUUUUCAUCUCUCGCUGCGCUGACCUUAUUCACAAGGCUUUAAAUAGGCAGAAUUUUAUUUUGUGGAUUCGCCUGGGAGGCUGUUUUAGGGUGAGAAGCGGCCUGUAUACGGACUUCACCCCCCCUUUAAAAAAAAAACAAACAAAAAAACAAACAAAAAAAAAAAACAACAACAACAACAAAAAAACUCUGCAGGAUUUUUCUCCUCCUCGGUCCAGAGGAAUACCUUCAUGUCCGGGAGGCUACUGCUUCUCCUCUGUGGGUUUAGAAUGGUGACCGCACCGCAGAUGAACGCAACUCUCAGAGUGUUUGGCGUUUUUCGCAGGCGAGCAUCUUGACUUGUGAUCGAGAGAGACGCGGACUGCAGCAGCCUCCAGCCCCCCUUUUCACAUGGAGAUUUGUGUCUCGGUGGUACUGCAAAUCUUGAAAACGUGGACGGGGGCCCUGAUGAAUUUUCCUGCUCUGCUCUCGCCCGCGAGUUCUUUUAUUCGAAAAAAUGCGGAAGCCUAACACCAGAUGAACUAUGAAUGUGGAACACAAUGAUCUACUCCCUCCAACGCCAGACAAUGAGAGGUCGUAGGCUGAAGGGGGCACUGUCCAACCCCCUUUUUGUGGUACUUUUGGCUCUUCAGAUACUGGUGGUGGCUGGACUAGUUCGUGCUCAGACCUGUCCUUCUGUCUGCUCAUGUAGUAACCAAUUCAGCAAAGUCAUCUGCACACGUCGUGGUCUACGGGAUGUCCCAGACGGCAUUUCUACCAAUACUCGGUACCUGAAUCUUCAGGACAACCUGAUUCAGGUGAUCAAGGUAGACAGUUUCAAGCAUCUACGUCAUCUGGAGAUUUUGCAACUCAGCAAGAAUCAUAUCCGCAGCAUUGAAAUUGGUGCUUUUAAUGGGCUGGCAAGUCUGAACACAUUAGAACUCUUUGAUAAUCGACUUACGACAAUUCCCAAUGGAGCGUUUGAGUACUUGUCUAAACUUAAAGAACUCUGGCUACGGAACAAUCCCAUUGAAAGUAUACCAUCUUAUGCCUUCAACCGGGUUCCUUCACUCCGAAGGCUAGAUCUAGGGGAGCUCAAACGUCUCUCCUACAUUUCUGAUGGAGCUUUUAAGGACUUGACCAACCUGCGCUAUCUGAACUUGGGAAUGUGCAACCUCAAAGAGAUCCCUAACAUCUUACCUUUAAUUAGGCUCGAAGAGCUAGAAAUGUCGGGAAACCAGUUGUCUGUCAUUAAGCCCAGCUCAUUUACAGGUUUAGUGAGCCUUCAAAAGCUGUGGAUGAUGCAUGCCCAGAUCCAAACCAUUGAGAGAAAUUCCUUUGAUGAUCUUCAGUCACUAGUGGAACUCAACCUGGCUCACAACAACCUGACCUUUUUGCCACAUGACCUCUUUACGCCAUUGCAUCGUCUGGAAAGAGUGCACCUCCAUCACAACCCUUGGAACUGCAACUGUGAUAUUUUGUGGCUCAGCUGGUGGCUUAAGGAAACUGUGCCUGCCAAUACCAGUUGCUGUGCUCGUUGUCAUUCUCCUUCAACCUUUAGAGGUCGUUAUAUUGGGGAACUGGACCACAGCUACUUCCAGUGUGAUGUUCCUGUUAUUGUUGAGCCCCCCAGUGACCUGAAUGUGACAGAAGGCAUGGGUGCUGAACUUAAAUGUCGUACAAGUUCGCUGACAUCCAUCAGCUGGCUCACACCAAAUGGCUCUUUGAUAACACAUGGGGCUUAUAAGGUACGGUUGUCCGUACUCAAUGAUGGGACAUUAAAUUUUACCAGUGUAACAAUGCAGGACACUGGAACUUACACUUGUAUGGUCAGCAACACAGCAGGAAACAUUACUGCUUCUGCAGUCCUUAAUGUCACUGCAGUGGAAAACAAUGGAGUUACCUACUUUACCACAGUCACUGUGGAAACCAUUGAGAGCCCCAUGGAUGACAGUCAAACACCACUACCCCCAUACGGCUGGGUACCAUCCUCUACUACAAAGGGUAUACCCGUUUUAACAAGGACCACAGAACGGACUUACACCAUACCAAUUCUUAAUGGAGAUGGAGAAGGAGCCCUCAAUGGUCUGGAUGAGGUGAUGAAAACCACCAAGAUUAUCAUUGGCUGUUUUGUAGCCAUUACACUCAUGGCUGCAGUUCUGCUGGUUAUUUUCUACAAGAUGAGGAAGCAACAUAACCAACAGGACCCUGAUGGUCCUGCCUCCUCCAUGGAAGUCAUUACUGUUGAAGAAGAGCUUGCAGGUGUUGCUGCUAUGGAGAGACACCUAUCGCUCCCCCCAUUGGAGCACUACAACCACUACAACACGUACAAGAGCACUUAUCAUCACCCUCCAAUGCUCAGUACCAUACACAGCUCGGCCACACAAGAACCUUUACUGAUUCAAGCUUGUUCAAAAGACAAUGUCCAAGAAACCCAAAUCUGACCUUAAGAUUGACUACAUAUCCAGUAUUGCCAGUCUACAACUGGAAUACAAUGGACCAAAACUUUAAAAUAAUAAAAUGCCGUUGACUUGACAGUUGAUCUUGACGGCACUCAAUCAGUGUUUGGCAAAGAGACAACUUGAAACUUUGAAAAGGGUCUUUACAAAAGCAAAAGUUAUUUAUUAAAAAUGUCUAGUGGCUAAAUGAAAAAAAAAACUGUUUGUGAUAGCUUUUUAGCUCAUUUUUUCUCUCUUUCUCUGUGUGAUACUGCUCAAGGGAAAGAAUGGUUUAUUAAAUGUGAAUCUGAGCUGGAUGUUAUGCAGCUUGUGAAAUUACAGCAGAUUUUGGCCUAGUGUGCAAAUAUUUCUGAUUCCAUUAACCUGUUAUUUGUUGAAGGACAUUGCUGUGUCCAAAAUGGAAGAAGCUUACAAGACAUCAAACAAAACAACUGCGGUGUUAUUUUCCUAACCAUCAUAUUCCAGCUGUCACUCACGAUGAGAUUAGAUCUUUUAAUGACACAGCUCUGGUUUAUAUCACCGUGGAACCAGCAUGCCUGCAGAGCAAAGCUGCCAAAUGAGUAAAUGUGCAUUUCCCCUGUGGCUCCUAAACAACAGCCAUACAUCCUUUGCUUUAAUUAAGAUUAAGGUCUCGCUCCCACUCUGCCUCCUCACAUUUCUCUAGACUUCAUACCCUUAAUCAUUUUCUUCUAUUCCUCCUCUGUUCUUUUAUCACUAAAUUAUCCAUUUUCCCUGGUCAACAUUUGCCCCGUUUUCACUCUUCUGGUUUGUGUGAUUGCCUUUCUGUCAUUGAGCUUUGGCAUGUUCUUCACCCUGUUCUCAUCUCUCAUUUGUCUUGCUUUGUCUGCAUACGUGUGCUGCACAACGGCAAAAUGUUUCUUAGGAAAAUGAAGGGUAGCAUAAGGUUGUGGUCUGCAGCCUCCCUGUUAACCUGGUAAUGAUCUACAUCCACUUGGUGUCGCGCCACCUUGCCGUCACCCCAGGGUCACACGAGCUCAGGCGCUGAUAGUCCAUCUGUUAGUUCGGAUAAAAAGGCAAAUGAUGCUGGUUUGUAAUGUAGUGUGACCCUGUCAGACAAACAGGGAUAGCAUAGUCACUGAAGCAGCUAGGAACCUGCAACAAACUAAGAAAAGUUGUGUUAUAGCUCAUUAAUCUGUAUCAGCAGUUCAUUUCCGGACUAAUAGAGGAAAGCUGAUAAGAAAACAGCAUGAGACUUUGUGGCUGACAUCUUACAGAGGGUAGAGGGCUUUGAUACUGACGCGACCCCUGCUCAGUCUCAUUUUUGGCAGAGGAAAAACUCACAGACACUUUGAUGUCACACCAUUUAUAGACCAUCAAAACAUUGUCUCUCCCCCUGUCUAUUUACAUGCUGCGGUUUUCAUUUAGUCUUAGUAGAAUAGGAGGCUUAAGGAAGUGGAUAAUAGGAGAGAAAAAGGAAAGAGCAAUGUUUGGGGUAGAGGCGAGAGGCGAGCACAUGGGGGAGGCUCUUAUCAACAGUGGUCAUGAAAGGUCUUCAAACACUGAUAUUGCACAUAUGAUGGGGGAGAAGUAAAAAAUAGAUAAGAAAUAAGGAGGCAAACUAGCCAUCAGCCUGUCGCCAUGGAAACAGUGACCUUAUGUGGAGAGUAAGAGGAGGUAGACAUGCCUUUUGCUUUGGUCUCUGUGCAACAAGCAUAUUUUAAUUUCCCACUGGCAAAUUUACAAUUUGGGCCAAUUAUUAACCAAACUGGCUUAAUGGAAUGUGCAUUUACAGCUGGGUCUGGGGGGAUUUGACACACAGUACAUUGUAUUAAGAACAUGGGUUGUAGUGUUACUUACUGUUACUUCCAAACAAAUCAUGUCAGAAUAGCAAAAAAAAUAAUAAUUUGAUGUCCAGUCACAAACCUGAAAUUUCUGGGGAAUUUUCCAAAAAAGUAGGCUCAAAAUUAUUCAUAUAGUUGGUAGAAUUGAUUCAAAAAUAAUUUCUUAAUUCAACCAACAUGCUUUUGCUGAGAGGAGCUAAUAAACAUUCUGUACUGAUCCAAGAGGAGUUUCUAUUGGAACAAAAUACUGGCAAGGUACACUUGGAACUUAUUGCCAAACAUGAAUAAUCAAAAAACACCAGUAGCUGGUCAAUGGUUAGUAGAGGAACUUAAUUGCUGCAAUGGCAAUAAAGGCUUUUCCAUUAAUUAUUAAAAGGGUAUUUUUUUUUCUUUAAUUAAGAAAAGAAUUGUAUUUAUUUAUUUUUUAAAUAUACCCCUUGAAAAAUGUCUUACUAUUGUUUGGGGAAUUUUUAUUUUCCAUUAAUGUCUAACAAAAUUUCUGAAUUAAAUAAUUUGAACUUUUUUUGCCAGCAGUAUAAAUAAUUUUGGGCUGUAUGACUGGGUUUUUGGAUUUUACACUAUAAUAAUAACUCAAAAAGAAGUAAAAUUAGCAGUUUUUGCCUUUGCAGGCAAUCCAGAUGUAACUGCAUGUCAGGCCUGAGUAGCUGAACCAGGAACUACUCAUUGCAGCUCUUCAUUUUGGAUGACAAGAAUGGUGCUCUUCAGCAUAAGGAUGAGUAAACCAUUCUUUCCCUUUUCGCUUUUUUCUUUUAUCAAAUGCUCAAUUCCUUUUCAAUGCUUUUGGUGGAUUAAUGAUUCAAUGUUGAUGCUGGCUACUGUAAAAAAAAGGUUCAGAUUUUUUAUCUAUAUUUGGAGCUUGUGAGUUUUUUUUCCAGAAUGAAUGGGAAAUCUGUGUAUUGGUAGGUGCUUUCGGCAAGAUGGCUUAUCUAGAAAGAUAUUUGAUUGCUGGGAUGGAAUUGAAUGAAGACUGUCGAGCAGAAUGUUGGACUCGACAUACCAGCAGACUAAGUUUGUUUUUUGCGCAAACCCCCAGCCAAGGUGAUUGAAUUCUUGUGUGUAAUUCUGCCAACUGUCCAUAUAUGGGGAGGGUUAUCGUGUGUGGGGACAUCUCUCAUUUUUUGGAGAGGAAAAUCAUCACAUGGCUAAAUUUCUACAGAAAAAAAAGUAUUUUCAAAAACAUCAUGCAAAAAAAAAUCUUAUGAUCAUAAUUUUACAUGUGCUCCAAGUUGUUAAAAAAAGACAAAAAACAAAACAAAAACCAGAAAAAAAAGAGUGCUUGUAUGGAGUCCAAAUAAUUUCACUAAGGAUGAUGUUCAAUAUUGAUACCUGAGAUUGUAGUUCAUACUGUACAUGAAUACAAAUAAAAAGACAGCAAUUCUCUUUUUUCUACAGAGUUGGCAUGGAUCAUUAACAAAGACAACAAUCAGAGCUUCCUUUUGCAAUGUGUUUGUUUUGUUCAUGUAUCGACAUUUGUGCUAAGAAAACUAAACAGAAAAGUGUGAUUUAUUUCAAGAAGACAAAUUAAAGAAGGCAAGUAAAUCUUUCCAAGAGGAACAGAAAAUACCCAUUCUCACCCACAUACCGGGAUAUUUUAGAAUAUUUAUAGACUCAAAAUAAAUUUAUAAGUCUUCAGUGAAAGUAAAAAUGUAUUGCGUCAAAAACAAAACCAAAACAAAAAAACGAACAUGCAUCUCAUUUUGAAAGGACCAUAUCUCCAAAUGGCACAGAAUUGCUCAGGGUCAAAAAUGCUUUUUGAAAGUGUUCCACUGCUGUCACAAAGUACUUAUAAAAUGGUUGCCCAGCAAAAUUAAGCAAAUUGAGUUGGCUUCAUUCAGAUGCUACUGGGAUAAAUGGCUGGCCAUGCACACUGUCAAUUUCAAUACUCUAAUUAAUUAAUUAGCCAAGUAAUGGAUUCAUUAAGGCUAAAUAAAAUUAAGUCAAAUUGAAUAAAAAAUGAAAGGUAAGUAAAAAAUUAGUGAAUUAUACUUUUUCUCUACAGAGGAAAUGCUAAUAUUCUACAUUUUUAGCAGUAUGAAGUAGGUUCAACACAAACUAGGAAUACAUCCUUGUUAUUGUAGUAACAACAAUAUUUGUCAGUACAAAUUCUACCGUUUGGUAUUUCUUAGUUAAAUUUUAGAUGCUGUAUGACUGUGGAACAUAAAGUACCGUAAACACAGCUACACAUCAAAUGUCAGCAAAACACAAAGCAGCCUGCAAAUGAAAAGAAAGAGAUAUUCAUAGGGGGGAAAAAAUCCCAUCUGAAAAACACAUGUUGUUCAUUGACUAUAGCUUAAUAAAAGCCUAGUUAAGGUUUGUUAAUUAGCAGCAUACUACAUGGUAGUUUAAUUUUAGUUUGACAUCAUCAUCUGACUACACACCAGACUUUUACAUUUAUUCUUCUUUUUCCAAUUAAUUUAAUAUUAGGUUGAUUCCUUCGAGCACUAUUGAGAGGUCAGUGUCUUAGCAGCAGCAAGACCACAAUCAUUGUGAUCAUAAUUUGAAGUAUAAGUGGUAAUUCUGAUUCAAGAAACCAUGCUAUGAGCUGCUCAGAGCAGACGUAAAUGAACAGGUAAUUGUAAUAGUUCAAAUUGACUAUUUCAAAGUUUUUAUACUGGUUUGAUAUAAUUUUGUAACUAAUCUUAAAGCAUCAACAAUUUAAUUGUUAUCUAAUUGAAUUAAUUACUUUAACAAUUAGGAGAGAUUGAAGUGCUGGUUAGUGAGAUGAAAUAACUUCUAAAUCUGCUGAUCAGCAGCCUGAUACAUGAAGGUCUAAACAUUGGUGUCCGUGAAGGUGAGUGAUAUGGACCUAAACAACAAACACACAUUCCAUUCACUGCAAUUUUCAGUACAGGCAGAGAGGUGAAAAUAUUAAAAGAAAAAAAGGGGAAAAAAAAGGAAUUUCUUUCCUGGAAAUCAAUUUUUUUGUGUUCUUAGGAUCCCAGCAAAAUAAAUGAUCAAACUUGAGAAAAUAGCACAUGUCCAUCACUCCACUUGUUAAAAUCAAGCAUCAUUGCUGUUUAUCUUCUUCUGCUCACUGUCUAACUCAGAGUUUUCUAUUUCUGCAGUGUUUUUGACACCACCCUUUAAAUGACAAUAUUAAUGUCAUUGUUAGGAUGUAUAGUCAGCGGUCACAAAAAUCUAUGCGUCCACUAUUUAUCUAGCAAAAAUAAACCUGGUUUUCACAAAUAUUCAACUACAUAGUUAAUUAAUGACUUAGGAAGAUGCAGUACUUACUUCAUUACAUAUGUCCAGGUCAGUUGGGAUAGUUUUGUUUUUUUUUCCCCAUAAUAAAUUCCAUCAUCAUUUCUAAACUACUUUUUGUUUUUCUUCAAGUUAAUUUUGGAUGAUAUUAAAAUUUGCUGUGUGAUCCCAAAAAUUUAUGUUGACAAAAAGCAAAAACAAAAGAAAUCUGUCAGAGGAAAAUACUUUUUCACAGUCCUGUUGUAUAGCUGUAAUCUGAUUUGCUCUAUAAAUAUCUUCACCUUUAGUUCUGCCUGCUUGUUUACAGCUUUUCUGCUUGACUACAUUGUUAAUUUCACCUGCUGAGGUAAUGGUGAAUGCAUAACUUAAAACAUGAAAAAAAAUAAAAAUAAAAUGUAAUUAGAUAUUGUAACUUUUCACACAUUUUCCUAAGCCGCACUACAACGUGUGAACAUGUGACAGUCUUCUUUUAUCGAGACAAAAUUACGUUCCUUAAGCUGAAAACAAUUUGGUUCUUUUGUUACAUUUAACCACUGCUUCAUUUCAAUGCUUUAUUCACUAA
Messenger RNA from Gambusia affinis (western mosquitofish), 8406 nucleotides. Its product is annotated as leucine-rich repeat-containing protein 4C-like. Gene Ontology annotation, biological process: regulation of axonogenesis; synaptic membrane adhesion; modulation of chemical synaptic transmission. The transcript has 3 exons. The coding region runs from base 910 to 2805 and encodes 631 amino acids. Gene Ontology annotation, molecular function: cell-cell adhesion mediator activity. Lineage: Eukaryota; Metazoa; Chordata; Actinopteri; Cyprinodontiformes; Poeciliidae. The record is from RefSeq and is a predicted model, not a curated record. Gene Ontology annotation, cellular component: postsynaptic density membrane; glutamatergic synapse; plasma membrane.